Gymnodraco acuticeps is the source of this 6793-nucleotide messenger RNA. RefSeq names its product neurabin-2-like. The record is from RefSeq and is a predicted model, not a curated record. Gene Ontology annotation, molecular function: actin filament binding. Lineage: Eukaryota; Metazoa; Chordata; Actinopteri; Perciformes; Bathydraconidae. Gene Ontology annotation, cellular component: actin cytoskeleton; postsynaptic density; cytoplasm. Gene Ontology annotation, biological process: neuron projection development; actin filament organization; calcium-mediated signaling. The transcript is spliced from 14 exons. The coding region runs from base 109 to 2784 and encodes 891 amino acids.
UAAACAAAUAUCUGAUUGUCAGCAGGAGAAAGUGAACCAGCUGCAGGAUGCUGCCGUCCUCCUCGCUGCUCAGCUGCUGUUCACCGGGGGGAAUCUGAUCGACCAAACAUGAUGAAGACUGAACCGUCGGGGGGGAACGGGCCCUCCAGCGGCGGGACCUCCAGCAUGAGGAGCCCCUCGCCGCACAGGAACGCCUACGAGGCGGGGCUGGCGGCGCUGAAGAAGGCCACGGAUCACCUGAACAAUGCCGCUAACGGAGCGACGGGCUCCAAACCGACUCCGCUGCCCCGGCCCACCGGCAGGGGCAGGAGCUACGGGUCCAACGUCCACCGCAUCAAGAACAUGUUCAUGCAGAUGCAGUCGCCUGGAGACGAGGAGGAGGGCGACAAAAUGAUUGAUCAGACGGUGAAGCUGUCCUUACCGAGGGCCUCCAGCCUGAACGAGAACGUGGACCACAGCGCUCUGCUCAAACUGGGAGCUGUGGUUUCAGAGAGGGUCAACCGCUUCGACUCUAAACCCGGCGCAGAGGCGGGGGGGUUCUCCAAACUCCAGGAGACCAGGAGGAUCUUCGAGCAGCGGACUCUACAGGAGAAGCAAGCUGCCACAAACCGGAUCUUGCUGAAGAAGGAGCGAGCAUCGGGCUUUCAGGACAGCCGUCUGGAUGUCGUGGCUCGAUUUAACGGAUCCACGGAGGCUUUGGACCGGCUGGACGACCCCCCAGCUCCACUUCCUGCUCCACCUCCUAUUCCAGCUCCUAUUCCUGAUUCUAUCCCUGCUCCUGACGUUCUUCCCGUUGCUUCAGCUUCAGUCGGGGAUGCCGUCAGUCCGACCGUUAGUCAGCUCAGCGCCAAGUUCGAGAAGACAGAGAAGACAGAGAAGACCGAGAAGACCGAGAAGACCGACCCCCCGCAGAACAAUGUCGCCCAACGUCGGCCGGGUCCUGUUUUACCGCCAAAACCCAAACCACCUCCAGCGAGAGGGGAGGCGACCGGGAGGAAGACGAAGGUGCCACCUCCCAGUAAGGAGAACCAGAAGGAGGCGACAGAAGGAGAAAUGAGCACCAAGGCAGCAAAACUACCAGAAUUGGCGGCAGACUGUCUACAAAACAGCUCAACUGAAUUGAUAUCCGGCGAAGACAAGGAAGGGUUUGGACAGUCAGGAGAAAAAAAGUCUACUUGCUCUUCAUCCUCCUCUUCCUCCCCCUCCUCCUCCUCGUCUUCUUCAGAGGUCAAAGGGGAGUUGGAAGUCCAGCCGAUAGCGACUGAAGCUCGGGGUUCGAGUACAAUGACUCCUCCGGGUCAGGAUCCAAAAACUGACGAGCAGGACGGAUCCAGGCUGGUUCAGGCCGACGUUCAUGCCUCUUUGGAAAAUGGAGAAAAAGAUCCUCCUGGUUCCUCUUCCUCUUCCCCGGAGGAACGAGGAAAGGACUCUGACAGAAGAGGAGAGGAAGAGGAAGAGGAUGAGGAUGGUUCGAGGAAGGAGGAUUACUCCGAGGGCGAUUUGGUGGAUAUCAGUGCGUACAGUGGGAUCGGAGAGGAGGACUCUGGGGGAAGUCAGCUGGACGAUGAGGAGGAUGAGGAAGAUGAGGAGGAAGAGGAGGAAGAGGAGGAUUAUCAGAAGGAGAGCAGCUGCUCAGAGAUCCAGGGACUUCCUGAGGAGGAGGAGCCUCCGCCGGCCAAUCGGAAGAUCGGGUUCAGCGUUGGGCCAAUCAAGGUGUUCACCACGUACUCUAACGAGGACUACGACCGGCGUAACGAUGACGUCGACCCGAUGGCGGCGUCGGCGGAGUACGAGCUGGAGAAACGAGUCGAGAAGCUGGACCUGUUUCCUGUGGAGCUGGAGAAAGACGGUGAUGGUCUGGGUAUCAGCAUAAUAGGGAUGGGAGCAGGAGCUGAUAUGGGUCUGGAGAAACUGGGGAUCUUUGUGAAGACGGUGACGGACGGAGGAGCUGCUCAGAGAGACGGCAGGAUCAUGGUGAAUGAUCUCAUCGUGGAGGUCGAUGGGACCAGUCUGGUUGGCGUCACCCAGUGUCUCGCUGCCUCCGUCCUCCGAAACACCACCGGCACCGUCAAGUUUGUGAUUGGCCGGGAGAAGCCAGGCGAGCAGAGUGAGGUCGCUCAGCUGAUCCAACAAACUCUGGAGCAGGAGAAGUGGCAGAGAGAGAUGAUGGAGCAGAGAUACAAGCAGUACAUGGACGAUGACGAGGAGACCGGAGAGUACGCCACAGACGAGGAGGAGGAGAUGAGUCCGGUGUUUCCAAACUCCAUCGAGGUGUUCGACCUGGCGGAGAACCAGGAGCUGUCUCCUGUGGAGCUCGACCCCGAGAAACUGGCCCACAAAUUCAAAGAGCUCCAGAUCAAACACGCAGUGACCCAGGCGGAGAUCCAGCUGCUGAAGAGGAAGCUGGCUCAUGCGGAGCAGGAUAAGCUUCGAUGGCGGAUGGAGCGAGCUCAGCUGGAGCAGAACAUCCGGGACAGCAAGGAGAGGAUGGAGAAGCUGGAGGGUUACUGGAUGGAGGCGCAGUCGCUCUGUAAGGCGGUGGACGAACACCUGAAGGAAACUCAGUCUCAGUACCAAACUCUGGAGAGGAAAUACAGCAAGGCCAAGAGACUGAUCAAAGAGUACCAGCUGAAAGAGAUCGAGUUCCUGAAGAAGGAGACGGCUCAGCGUCGAGCCGAAGAGGAGAGCGAGGCGACGCACAAAGAGGAGGCCGACACCCUGCACGAGAAGAUUACCGACUUGGAGACCAAAGUGGACGCCCUGAAGACCCCGAACGCCUCGUAGACCUUCAUCUGCGAAGAGGGGGAGGAGGAGGAAGAGCGCUGCCUUCAUCACCCGGUCUGAACUUCACUGAAAUCAAAUAUCUGCUGCACGGACAGGAAGUGGGGGGGGGGGAGAAUAACAGGAAUGACAUUCAAAAAGGAAAAGAAGCAACUUCUCAUCUCCUGUCCGUCAACUACAAAUCCCAGAAUGCUCCUCUGAAUGACCCACAAUCCUCCUUGUCUGUCUUCCUGGCUUGGCAAUCAAAGCAACACACACUCGACACUCUGUGCUUUAUUUAUAUCGGCUUCUCCUACUGGGUUUCAUUUAUUUUAAGAAAAGGCGCUUUUACUGAACCGGCUCGUCACAAAGUGCUUUAUAGAGGGCAGACGAAAACAGGACAAAAAAAUGACUUUUGAUUGUCGUUAUACUUUUGAACGCUGAACCAUUCCUUGUUUUUUUUUGGGGGGGAUUGGACUGGAUUCUUUCGAGGAGGAAAAAUAAAACCACAUGGAGUGACGGCCAUGUUUUAAAGACACACUCUGGAGUGAAAACAUGGUCGUAAAACACACAGAAAAGGAAAAAGCCACCACCUGCUGAUCGUCGAGUAAUAAGAACUACAAACAAGAUGGCCGCCACAUUUAAGAUUAGUGACAAAAAUGGAAAAACGCCCACCCAUUUUCCAGCCUGCGGGCGAUUGGAGGAAAAUACUGUCUGUAAAUAUUCAAUGCGUGUAUUUAAAAGUGUUUAAAUAUCUGAUAUCGGAGGGUUAGCCUGUGCAAUUAGCAGAAAGACUACGAAAUAAUGAUCAUCUCUUUUCUACCGACAUCAAAGGCUAACAGGGUGUGUGUAGUCUCAUGCUGAUAGAGCUUCUAACGGCGUGUAUCUUUGGGUGUGUACUAACCGCUGUGUGUGUGGGUUCACAUGCACAUCAGGAAAACGUUUCCAAACAAACCAGAAUCAGGAAAACAUUUUAGGGAUAGAUGAACAGUGGUGGAAACGGUUAUGUAGGUAAAGUAAGUUUAAUCAUUUACAUUUAUUUAAUGUAUUAAUUUCAACAUUUUAAAUAAAAAAUAAAAAAUAAAAAAAAUAACUAAAGUUAUAAAAUAUAUUGGAAAAUUACAAAAAUGUUAAUUGAUGCCACAUAAUUAUUCCUUAAUCUGUUAAAAUACAAAAGUGAAAUAAAAAAACAAAAUGAACUCUCUAAAUCUGUCAAAAAAGUAUAUACUUAUAGAAACUGGCUUAUUUAAUUUUUACAAAACAUCUUAUUUUAGGUAGAAGUAUAAAUUGGCAAAGUACCUUAAAUGUGCCCUUAAGUUAAUGUACAUACUUUCCACCACUGUUAUUAGUAGUAUGAGGAUCUUUUUUUACUUGCAUAGGUAUUUGAGUCCAAGCUACAUUACAUCUGAGAAUAUUUUAAGGAUUUGUUCAUCAGUGUCAGAUGCUCAAACAUUUCUUGGAGGUAAAACUGCUCCUCUGCAUCUCGUAAUGGCAUCAUCAGUUAGUAUAGAGCCAAACAGGUGAAAAAUCCAGUCAUGCUGCAUUUUUUAGGCAGAUAUUGUACAGUUUUAAAAAUCUAUUAAACAUAAUUUAAAAAAAAGUAUUUACAUCACGGACGCUUAAACCGAGUUACUUUAGUAUAUUGAUUGAGAUAUGGAUUGGAUAAUUUACAGUGGAAAAAACAAUUGCUGAAAAAAACUACUACUUAUAGCUUCAUAGCUAAAUAAGCUAGUUAGCAUUUCUGAUUUUAUUUAAACAAACCAAACGCACUUCCUUAAAGCAUAACAUACAAAAGUCAAUACUCAAAGAUAAAGUAAAUUGUUCCCAUUUUGAUAUAUAUAUUUUUCCAGUUUCAAUCAGUAGUUGUCUUUGCUCAUCGGCUAAAGUAGCUUUGUUUUGCUAACGUAGCUCUGUUGUGCUAACGCAGCUCUGUCAUGCUAACGUCCUUUUUUAUGCUAACGUAGCUCUGUCAUGCUAACGUAGCGCUCUCUGUCAUGCUAACAUCCUUUGUCAUGCUAACGCAGCUCUGUCAUGCCAUUGCCAUGCUAACGUCCUUUGUUAUGCUAAUGUGGCUGUUUUUAUGCUAACGUACAGGAGAGUUUUUCCUCUGAGAAAUGUAAAUGAGCUUCAAUAUUAAUCAGGAAACAGUGUGCAUGUAAACUCACUUCACAUUAUUAACAUUAUUAGGAGAGGAGUAGAAAAUCCCAGUGCCAGUAUUAUGACUUUAGAAGAUUAACCUGAGGUUCAAUACAAACGGUCGAUCAAGGUCAGAUUUUAAUUUCACAUUUUUCCUGGAAACAAUGGAGGUUCAGGUAUAGACGCAUAACAUUAGUUUUUUUUACAACAAAGUUCCUUUGUCAGAUUAAAUUGUGGGGGGAAAAAACCCAGAAAUGUUAAAAAAUACUUGCUCUAACGGUCAGAUUUUGAAGAUUCAUUCCACCAGAGAUGCGUUAUUUUAGCCUCUUAAUUUAAAAUUGGCUGAUGCGUUAUCGUCUCAAUGCUCCCGUGGAAAUAUAUGUUUUCAUGCAGUACAAUCUCUGUUUGUAAAAUAUCCUUAUAAAUGUAAGUAUUCUGAUUUGACUAUCAUCCAGGAGUUGUUUAAAAGGUUCAAAUGAGCAUGAGGAUGGGAAAAUGGUGCUGAGUUAAUUAGGGUUCACACACAAGUAUUGAACAAACAAUGUGUAUUCAAAUGUUGUUGUUCACCAUUAUUAUGAGUUUGUGUCGAGAUAAUACAGCUUGCUGGCGAGCUCUGAUUUGGUUGCAUCAAUGGAACAUUCUGGAUAAGGAAACAGUCGGGUGGUGCAGGGAAAUCGUAUUCAAUGUGAUUUCGUAUUAUUUUAGAAAAUGAUCUCUGUGGAAAAUAAACGUUUAUGAUACUUGCACAUCACCACCGCUAAGCUAAAGGAGGCUAAUGUUGGGUGUGAUGACGUUUAGUCGCCUCAUUCAGACACUUGUUAGCAAGCUGUGUUUUUAAAUCCACCAUUGGGGUAUUUCCUAACAAAACGUCAAAGUCUCUUCAACUUGUGUUAACCACAGACCUUAUUUUAGGGUAACAACCAAAACACCUUCAGUAAACCAUUGACUUCCAGACCAGGGCACAGGAAGUGCUAAAAUGCUGACUCAUUCCUGCACCACUCAGUUUGAUUAGGCUGUGUAAAUCAUGUCUUUUCUUUUAGCACCAUCCUCUGGUCAACAUUUUGUCUAAUUAUGUUUGGUUUACCAGCAAACUCUUCCCAUGAGCCUCAGCUACACUUUGUAAUUAAUGCUAAUUAGCACAUGUUGUCAACUAACAAGGUAAACAUCAGCAUGUCACUGUGAGCAUGUUAGCAUUAGCAUCGAACUAAAGCACCGCCUUCAUAGAGGCUGUAGACCUUUUCUAAUAUUAAAACAUAUUUAGUUUGUCAUCUUACAAACACUGAAACACUUUGACAGACAUGUCACUUCAACACACUCUGUGGCUUAGUGUUGUGUGUUAUGCCUUUAAAAUAAGGCAUCUGUCCCACUGUGUAUUAGAUCCAAAGCGGCUAAUGUGAUCAAAGUAUGGGAAUUAUAACAGGAAAAUGAGAAUUCGACUGACUCAUGUAUUUUUUCCUGGAUUUAUGGUGAAAUAUGUCAUAAAACUAUGAACAGGUUGAGUGAUUUAUGAUGUUUGAGUGAGGCAAAUCCACAGUAUUUCAUGAUUUGUAAGUAUUUGUUUACUACAUGCAGUAUAUUUACAUUAAGCUCCUUUAUCGGACAGGGUCAAAUAAACAGCAUUUGUGUAGAGGAAUGAAAAUCAGCCAUAACUUGGUAUUUUUAUUACAGUUUCAUCUCUUUGUCGGACCAAAUGUGAGCUGUACAGUUGUUUUAUCUCCACAUUAAGUCACUUUGGUUGUAGAUCUGAACAGGAAGUGACCUCGCUGCCUUGUUAUGACUUCUUCUUUAGUUUAACUUUUAAAUGCUGCUUCUGCCUUCACAAAGCCUUCUGGUGUUUGCUCGCUGAUUAUUACCCAUCAUGUCUCCUCAUUAAAAGCCCCGAGAGGCAAGAAAUACA